This is a messenger RNA of Panonychus citri (citrus red mite), 2804 nucleotides long. RefSeq names its product serine/threonine-protein kinase OSR1-like (gene fray). Lineage: Eukaryota; Metazoa; Arthropoda; Arachnida; Trombidiformes; Tetranychidae. Gene Ontology annotation, biological process: protein phosphorylation. The record is from RefSeq and is a predicted model, not a curated record. The transcript has 6 exons. Bases 538 to 2592 code for a protein of 684 amino acids. Gene Ontology annotation, molecular function: protein serine/threonine kinase activity; ATP binding.
CCUUGAAAUUGAUUUAAAUUGAACAAUUAGGAAUAUCUAUCGUAGUGAAUAUAUUGAUAGGAUUAUGAAUGUGAGAUGUUUUUUUUUUAAUCUAAUUCAACAAAAAGAAACAUCAACUUCAAGGUUAAAUGAACAGUUAAUUUUAAUCACUAGUGAAGAGUCACCACAAUUAACAAUCAAUGUUACUCCAUCAUCAUCAUUACUUUAAUUUUACUGUAACAAUUUACUUGUUUCUUGAUUGACACCUUAAGACUUUUAGUGUACACACAGUAGAUUCAUCUUUUAAUUAAUCACCAUCAUUGGGAUACAAUUUGUUACAUUUAUUCAAUUUGAAAGACAGAAUUUAAUUUCGAUUCGACAAAAGGAUCUGCUAUUGCUUAUCCAUUUUCCCCUGGAACGUACAGACGAAUCAGUGCAAGUGAACAAAUUUUAUCGGAAACAUUGAGAUCAACAUCAGCUUCUCAUUUGAUUCCACCUUCAUCAUCACCAUCAUCUCAAUAUCAGAAUAAAUCUGACGAGUACAUUUACCUGAGACCAAUGAAAAAUGGGACAACAGCAAAGCUCAAUCACCUUUUGGAAAAGGAGAAAUUGAGACUUCGAAAGGCUUUAAGUCAUGGAGGAAGUAAGAAAGAUGUUAAUACCGUUGAACUACUUCGAACUACACCAAGACCAAGUUUCGCUGAUAUUUUGGCUGAGAAAAUUUCCAAACAUAAUCAAAUCAAUGAUACUAAACUCAUGAUGAAUGGAUCAUCAUCUGGCAAUGGAUCAGCAUCGACAACCUCAUCAUCUUCAACCACAACCUCAACCGGAUCAGCUUCAUCAAUUAACAACAAUAAUAACACAACCACCACCACCACCACCACAAGUAAUUCAGUCUCAUCUUCAGGAACCUCUUCAUUGGGUCAAUCGGGUAACAGUUGGCCAAAUGGUAAAGAUGAUUAUGAGCUUGGUGAAGUUAUCGGUGUUGGUGCUACCGCAGUGGUACAUUCAGCCUACUGUAAACCAAGGAAGGAAAAGUGUGCAAUUAAACGUAUUAAUCUAGAAAAAUGGAAUACCUCAAUGGAUGAAUUAUUGAAAGAGAUUCAAGCAAUGACAGCCUGUAACCAUGAGAAUGUUGUCUCUUAUCAUACCAGUUUUGUGGUUAAAGAAGAGCUUUGGCUUGUAAUUAAAUUACUCGCCGGAGGCUCUUUAUUGGACAUAAUAAAGCAUAAAAUGAAAACAGAGGAUUGUAAACAUGGUGUUUUUGAUGAAGGUACCAUUGCAACGGUUCUUAAAGAGGUUCUUAAAGGGUUAGAAUAUUUUCACAAUAAUGGUCAAAUUCAUCGGGACAUUAAAGCAGGUAACAUAUUAUUAGGUGAAAAUGGUGAAGUUCAGAUUGCCGAUUUUGGUGUAAGCUCUUGGCUUGCCACUGGUGGUGAUCUUUCCCGUCAACGAUCACGUCAUACCUUUGUAGGAACACCCUGUUGGAUGGCUCCGGAAGUUAUGGAACAAGUAACCGGCUAUGAUUUUAAGGCGGACAUAUGGAGCUUGGGUAUUACUGCCAUUGAAUUGGUUACCGGUACUGCUCCCUAUCACAUUUAUCCACCCAUGAAGGUUCUGAUGCUUACCCUUCAAAAUGAUCCUCCGACUCUUGACUCUGUUGCCGAAGAUAAAGACCAAUACAAGAAUUAUGGUAAAUCUAUUAGGAAAUUGAUCUGUGAUUGUCUUCAGAAAGAUCCUUCGAAAAGGCCAACUGCCACUGAGCUGCUUAAACAUCCGUUCCUUAGAAAAGCAAAAGAUAAAAAGUAUCUCGUUCAAAAUCUUUUAUCUUGCGCUCCAAGUAUCGAGGAAAGAGCCAAAAAGGCGAAAAAUGUCCGACGACCACCAGGAACCAGUGGACGACUUCACCGAACUGAAACCGGUGAUUGGGUUUGGUCUUCAGAUGAUGAUUCUUCCGAUCCAAAUGAUGGUAACAACAAAGACUCAUCAGCCAAUUCGUCUGUUGGCUCUGGAACUCAGCCAAAUAGUAGUAAAAAUGAUAGUAAUUCAACAUCAUCACCAACCACAACCAACAACAACAACAACAACAAUUUAAACAAUACAAGUACCACCAACAAUAUUAACAUAAAUAUAAACAACAAUAAUGUAGAAAAUAGUCAACAUGAUGUAAAAACUAAUCAAACCUCCUCCUCCACCUCAUCAUCUUCCUCAACCUCUCGUGAAGUGCCUUCUAAUACCAACCAAGGCCAGCAAAGUGGAUCUGAUUCCUGUGGUAGUAACAAUAAUGCUACUCCAUCACCUCCAACCAUUAAUCUUGUUCUAAGAAUAAGAAAUUCACAAAGAGAUUUGAACGAUAUUCGUUUUGAAUAUUCUUCAGACAGAGAUACCGCUGAAGGAAUAGCCCAAGAGCUUGUUCAAGCUGGAUUAGUUGAUAAUCGUGAUGUGAUAACCGUUGCCUCUAACCUUCAAAAGUUGAUAGAGACCAACUUCGAACAGAAUAUUUCUAUGAAAAAUGUGAUCUUCGCUUUGAGCCAUGAUAAUAACGGAGAUGAGAACGAAGUACCUGAUGAAAAGCUCCUGAUCGGUUUUGCUCAACUUUCUAUCGCAGAUUAACAAGCUUCUUCUGUAGAUUUUUAGUGUAUAUUCUCUCUCUCUCUCUCUCUCUCUCUCUCUCCUCUCUCUCUUUCUCUCUCUCUCUUUUCUCUUUCUACUAUUUGAAAAAAAAGAACCUUAUAAGUUACCAUGAAUGCACACAGAAUUUGGCUCUUUUCUUUACUUUAAAUAAAAGUUCUGUACCUUUAUUCAACUGAAGGAUUUACCGUUAA